AUGUCUGAAACAACAGAUAGUAAUGACAGCCCGAGCGCAGAGACAGCCACAAAUGGGCCAAAAACUUCCUAUCUAGGAGAUAAAGUGGACAAUUCACGAGAAGAAGUGCCGUCUAACGAUGACACUAGCAACGAAAAUGGACGUAAGCGUCUGGCUGAACCUUCAGACUCAGAACUGAAAAGACCCCACACUGAAGAGACGCCAGAAUUCAUUCAGGCUCUCUCAAGAAAAGAUCACCUGGCUACUCCCGUGCCAGCGUCUUCCUCAGUGUACAAGGAAACCAAGAAAGAGCUUCCAGCAUGGAUGAAAAGUAAAGCGCAGCCUUCGGAAGCCAACAAGUACGACAAGUACGGCGGGAGACUGUCUAGAGCACGAGAAAUUGCGUCAGACUCGCUGAAGUACGACAAGUAUGCCAAAUAUGCCGCUAAGGAUGACAAGUACCUGAAAUACGGAGCUAGACCUGAAAAUAGAGAUACGCGAGUUAUUCGCCGUGAAACUCCUGAGCCAGACAGGGAAUCUCGAAGAACACACCGUGAAAGAGAACAAUCUGAGGUUUCUGUGGAUGGAGAGCCUUCAGUAGCAGCAUACACGAAUGUGCCUUCACUAGGUGGAGCAGGGCAGAAAAGCGAAUACAGAACUUUUCAGAGCAGCAUAGCCCACAAGGAGAACAAGGACAUCAGUAGCAUUGUGAGACAGCAUUAUAACCAAAGAACAUUCCAGCUGAGGAUGCAAGGGUCAAGAACGAGGUCACCCAUUUAUAAGCUUCGAAACUUCAAUAAUGCAAUCAAGUACAUGUUGCUUGGAAACCACGUCAAGAGACUGCUGCCUGGAGCUCAACUAGUAUUUCUUGACUUGUGUUGUGGUAAAGGUGGUGACUUGAAUAAGUGUGAAUUUGUCCAUGUGGAUCAGUACAUUGGUAUAGACAUUUCGGAUGCAUCUGUGAAGGAGGCGUUCAAGAGGUACUCUCAAAACAAGGCGAGAUUCAUACCGCAAAACCCACAAGCCAAGAGAUCUCGAGACUCAAAACGAUACAAUUUUGAAGCUUGCUUUGCCACUGGUGACUUGUUCACAUACACUUUGCCCGAGAUUCUAGAGCCCAAUUUCCCGGGUAUCAUGGACGGUUUGUUUCCUAUUGACUGUGUGAGCAUACAAUUUUCAUUUCAUUACGCUUGGGAGACAGAGUCUAAAGUUCGUACAAUACUUACAAAUAUUACAAGGUCGUUGAGACCCGGUGGAACUUUCAUUGGCACGAUACCCUCGUCUGACUUCAUCAGGGAUAAGAUUGUCAAGAAAGAAUUCAAUGACCACAAUACGUUUGGCAAUGAGUUGUACCACGUCAGGUUUGAGAAGGAUCCACCAGAGGACGGUAUUUUCAGAGAGCCCUUUGGAAACAGGUACGACUAUUUUUUGAAAGAUGCCGUUGACGACGUUCCUGAAUAUGUGGUGCCUUUUGAAUGCCUAAGGUCUUUGUGUGAAGAUUUUGGUUUGAUCUUGAAGUAUAAAAAGAAUUUCAUUGACAUCUUCAACCAGGAGAUACCGAAAUACUUCAGCAAACUUAAUAAGAAUUUAGUUGAUGGUAUGAAGCGUGCAGACGGAAAGUACGGUGUGGAGGGCGCCGAGAAAGAAGCUGUUGCAUUCUACGUUGGGUUUGUAUUCGAGAAACUCGGGAAUUAG
Molecule: messenger RNA, 1674 nt
Organism: Candidozyma auris
Lineage: Eukaryota; Fungi; Ascomycota; Pichiomycetes; Serinales; Metschnikowiaceae
Gene: ABD1
Product: mRNA (guanine-N7)-methyltransferase
Exons: 1
Coding region: 1-1674 (557 amino acids)
Biological process (GO): 7-methylguanosine mRNA capping
Cellular component (GO): nucleus
Molecular function (GO): mRNA 5'-cap (guanine-N7-)-methyltransferase activity
Source: RefSeq, a predicted model, not a curated record